AUGAAGAUUGAUGAAGAAGGAACGGUUGAAACAAAAAAUGGCAUUGGUGAGGAAGUGACGUACACAUGGACCAUUAAAAAUUUCUCCUCUAAAUGGAAUGGGUGCAAGGAUCUGAAGCUUUCCUCCAAUGAAUUCUCAGUUGGCCUUUACUCAGGGCGAAUUGUUAUGCAGCGAGAAAGGUGGUAUCAAAAAGAAUGCUUGACCAUUCAAAUGUGUCGUGGGAAAUAUCCUUGUUACUCGCGGAUACUUUCAUCUACAAUUUAUGUACUUAAUCAAUUUGACAACAUGAAGGAAACACGUGGGAGUUCAAUUGUGGAGUACAAAUUCGAAAUAGGAUUAGAUGAAUUUUGUGACCCUAGCAAAGGGUAUGUUGUGAAUGAUACUUGCAUUGUUGUUGCCGAGGUUUUGUAUAAUAAACAGCUGCCCAGUAAUUAUCCCACUUUGCCUAAGCUGAUGAUCAAGUAUUUUUCAUUUGACAUUUAUCGUUCAAUGACGGAUUUCAAGAAUUUAUGCAAAACAGAAAAACUUUCUGUUCCACAAUUGGAGGAGCUAUUUAAGCAACUAUUUGUAACAUGGCGUGAUGGUAUCAAACAUCUUGAGAAGAGUAAGAGAAGUCAAAAGUAUAUUGAAUGGUCGAUGCAUGCUUUGUAUAGAGUUUCGGAUUUUCUUGAGAGUCACAGUGUGAAGGAUAUGAAUGAUGAUGCAUGUAAGGAGCUUCAGAUUUUAUUGGAGGAACUUAAGACUUUUGGAUUUGAUGAGUUUAGUUGGAUGAACUUUGAUCUAUCGGUGGAUAUCUCUGAUGCAAGGUCAACACGCAGUGGACGUGUUACCUGCUACACGUGGAGGCGUGAAGAUGACGUGGCAAUAUGUGGUUGGACGGAGCAAGAAUCACAUGGGAGGCGUGAUGACUCAGCAUGCCGGGGGCGUGAUGACAUGGCUAAAGACAAUUAG
Molecule: messenger RNA, 951 nt
Organism: Arachis ipaensis
Lineage: Eukaryota; Viridiplantae; Streptophyta; Magnoliopsida; Fabales; Fabaceae
Molecular function (GO): protein binding
Source: RefSeq, a predicted model, not a curated record